AUGGGUUACACCGAGCUCGAUCAAUUGGCCAUCAACACGAUCCGUGUUCUCGCGACUAACAAUUCCGGCGUGACGCAGGUCGAUGCCACAUCCAAGGCCAACGCCGGUCAUCCCGGUGCCCCUAUGGGCCUGGCCCCGGUCGCCCACGUCCUCUUCAACAAGUUCAUGAACUUCAACCCCAAGAACCCUGACUGGGUCAACCGGGAUCGAUUCGUCCUCUCGAACGGCCAUGGCUGCAUGCUCCAGUAUGCUCUGCUGCACCUCUUCGGAUACAAUGUUUCCAUUGAAGACCUGAAGAACUUCCGGCAAAUCGGAAGUAUCACCCCUGGACACCCGGAAGCUAAGGAAACUCCUGGUGUCGAGGUCACCACUGGCCCGUUGGGUCAGGGUUUCAGCAACGCCGUCGGUCUGGCCAUUGCCCAGGCUCACACCGCCGCUGUGUUCAACAAGCCCGGCUAUGAGCUGUUCAACAACUACACCUACACCAUCUUCGGUGACGGUUGCGCCAUGGAGGGUGUUGCCUGCGAGGCCGCCAGCAUGGCUGGUCACCUGAAGCUGGGUAACCUCAUUGCCAUCUACGAUGACAACCACAUCUCCAUUGAUGGUGACACCAAGGUCGCUUUCACCGAGGAUGUCCUGAAGCGCUUCGAGGCCUACGGCUGGCACACCCAGUGGGUCAAGGACGGUGACCACGAUCUCCAAGCCAUUGAGGACGCCAUCCGCAAGGCGCAGGAGGUCAAGGACAAGCCCUCCAUCAUUAAGCUGACCACCACCAUUGGUUACGGUUCCAAGCUCCAGGGCACCGCUGGCGUGCACGGCAACCCCCUGAAGGCCGACGACGCCCAGAGCGUCAAGCGGAAGUUCGGAUUCAACCCCGACCAGAGCUUCGUGGUUCCCCAGGAGGUCUACGACCUCUAUGGCAAGCGCGCUGCUGAGGGAGCUGCCAAAGAGCAGGAGUGGAACGCUCUGCUGGAGAAGUACGCCACUGAAUACAAGGCCGAGUACGACGACCUCCUCCGUCGUCUGUCGGGCAAGCUGCCCGAGGGAUGGGAGAAGAACCUCCCGACCUACAAGCCCACCGACGCCGCGGUCGCUUCCCGCAAGCUGUCCGAGACUGUCCUGGAGAAGAUCCACGGCGUGAUCCCUGAGCUGCUGUCCGGAUCUGCCGACCUGACGGGCUCUAACAACACUCGCUGGAAGAACGCGGUCGACUUCCAGCCUCCCGAGUACGGAAUCGGCGACUGGUCGGGCCGCUACCUCCGUUACGGUGUGCGUGAGCACGCCAUGGGUGCCGUCAUGAACGGUCUCGCUGCCUAUGGCACCGUGAUCCCCGCUGGAGGUACCUUCCUCAACUUCGUCUCGUACGCUGCCGGUGCUGUCCGUCUGUCGGCCCUGUCUCGCGUCCGGGUGAUCUGGAUCGCGACUCACGACUCCAUCGGUCUGGGUGAGGACGGUCCUACCCACCAGCCGAUCGAGACUCUGGUGCACUUCCGUGCCACGCCCAACCUGAUGGUCUGGCGCCCGGCCGACGGCAACGAGACCAGCGCCGCCUACUACUCGGCCCUGACCGCGAAGAACACGCCCAGCAUUCUCGCCCUGACCCGGCAGAACCUUCCUCAGCUGCAGAACUCGACGAUCGAGGCCGCCCUGAAGGGAGGUUACGUCAUUCUGGAGGCACCGGAUGCCGCCAUCACCAUCGUGUCGACCGGAUCCGAAGUCAGCCUCAGCAUCGACGCUGCCAAUUACCUGAAGGAGAAGCACGGCAUCGUGGCCCGUGUCGUGUCCCUGCCGUGCUGGGAGGUGUUCGACGCGCAGGACAAGGCGUACCGUCUGCAGGUCAUUCCGGACGGCAUUCCCGUGCUGUCCGUCGAGGCAGCAUCGACGAUUGGUUGGGAGCGGUACUCUCACGAGCAAUUCGGUCUGAACCGCUUCGGUGCUUCUGGCCCGUACAAGGAGUUGUACAAGAAAUUCGAACUCACCCCAGAGGGCAUCAGCAAGCGCGCCAUCGCCACCAUCGAGUACUACAAGGGCCAGAAGGUCCGCUCCCCGAUCAACCGCGCUUUCGAGCAGGUUGUGUAG
This is a messenger RNA of Rasamsonia emersonii CBS 393.64, 2079 nucleotides long. Its product is annotated as Transketolase. The transcript has 6 exons. Bases 1 to 2079 code for a protein of 692 amino acids. Gene Ontology annotation, molecular function: transketolase activity. Gene Ontology annotation, biological process: pentose-phosphate shunt. Gene Ontology annotation, cellular component: cytosol. NCBI's taxonomy places the organism in Eukaryota, Fungi, Ascomycota, Eurotiomycetes, Eurotiales, Trichocomaceae. The record is from RefSeq and is a predicted model, not a curated record.